CCCGCUUGCGGCGCAGCCCCGCGCGCGCCUCCCGGCCCCCUCCCCCUCGCUAGCGGCUGGAGCUGAGGGCGCGCUGGGCCGGAGCCGCCGCCGGAGGAGCCGGAGCCUCGGGACGCGGAGCUGCACGGAGGCGGUGAAGUCGGUGUUUCUCUCUCUCUCGCACGGAGUAACAGCUCUUCGAGUCUGCAAUAAAAAAUGGCCUCCAAUAAAACUACAUUGCAAAAAAUGGGAAAGAAACAGAAUGGAAAGAGUAAAAAAGUUGAAGAGGCAGAGCCUGAAGAAUUUGUAGUGGAAAAAGUAUUGGACCGACGUGUAGUGAAUGGGAAGGUGGAGUAUUUCCUGAAGUGGAAAGGAUUCACAGAUGCUGACAAUACUUGGGAGCCUGAAGAAAAUUUAGAUUGUCCAGAGUUAAUUGAAGCAUUUCUUAAUUCUCAAAAAGCUGGUAAAGAAAAAGAUGGUACAAAAAGAAAGUCUUUAUCUGACAGUGAAUCUGAUGAUAGCAAAUCAAAGAAGAAAAGAGAUGCUGCUGAUAAACCAAGAGGCUUUGCCAGAGGUCUUGAUCCUGAACGAAUAAUUGGUGCCACGGACAGCAGUGGGGAAUUAAUGUUCCUCAUGAAGUGGAAAGAUUCCGACGAGGCAGAUUUGGUGUUGGCAAAAGAGGCAAAUAUGAAGUGUCCUCAAAUUGUAAUUGCUUUCUAUGAAGAAAGACUAACUUGGCAUUCUUGUCCAGAAGAUGAAGCCCAAUAAUUGUUUGCAUUGUUUUUUAUAUAUAUUUAUACAUAUAUAUAAAAUCUGGGUCUUGGUUCUUCUGAUUUAUUAGUGUGAAGAAAGAACUACAUUAUAAUGAAAAUCAAGUUUGAUAUGUUUGUUUUGAAGUAGUGCUGGGGAGUUGUUUGGGGGGUUGCAUCUGUAGCACUGGUUACUUUGAACAAAAGCUUUCUGUAGUUGCUUCCUUUGUCAGAAAAGAACGUUGGAUAUCAUGUUGUUGUAUUUUUUCCUCUGCGUUAGAGAAGUCUCUCUAAAUGUUGGGGGAAAUCUGCAUAGUCAUUACUCAGUCAGAAUUUGUAUGUGCCUAAGGAUCAUUGUGGGGUUUUUGUUUAUUGGAGGGAGAGGGAGGGAAGGUGUGUAUACAUAUGUAAAUGGUUUUCUUUAUUCUUUUUGUUUUGUUUUUUUACCAAAACACCAUUUCACAACCAUAGAUAAGUUCAUGUUUCUGAGCUGCCAUCAUUUUCAGCAACCUAAGGAAAAAAUUAUUUGAAGUUAAAUUAAAAUUUUUCCUGAAGCUUUUAACCUUUGAAAUUAGAUAAUUUGUGAUUAAUUGGGAGUUAUAUAUAUAAGGUAAGCAGUUUAAAUUGGACAAUUUAAAGUAGACAUAUCAGAAUCCAUAUAUACAAUCAUAAAUACAAGUUUAUUUGCAAAACCCCUAAGAGGAAAAUUUUAUCACUGCCAAUAACCUCACCCAAAUGAGAAAACUAGGCAAACCCUGAUGUGUUCUAAUUAAGUAAGCAACACUUAUUUAAAGGUUUUACCUCGUAAAAUAUUCCUUUACAAGAAGUUGAAAUCCCUGUGCUAUAUUGCUAAAAGUUAAGGUCAUGGAAAGUGUAAGACUAUUCAUGGAUACCUAAUCAGACUGUUAGAGACCUUGGCAGUUUAGGGCCUGCUGGAAUAAAUGGGUGAACAAACUUUGUAAUCUAAACUAUUGGUCUGCAUGUUUUCUCUUUACUCCAACUCAGUCUUUACAUGUAGGCUUGGUCUCAGUAUUGGGGGUACUGGUUCAACAAAAACCAGGAAAAACAAUAGCUUUGUAGUAAACAGAAUGUUACCAACCAACUGUAUAUUGUUUACUUUAUUGUAAAUACUGGUAAACAGUGGUUAAUAAAUAGUUUUAUAUUC
Messenger RNA from Pipistrellus kuhlii (Kuhl's pipistrelle), 1893 nucleotides. RefSeq names its product chromobox 3 (gene CBX3). Gene Ontology annotation, molecular function: chromatin binding. The record is from RefSeq and is a predicted model, not a curated record. Gene Ontology annotation, biological process: chromatin organization; negative regulation of transcription by RNA polymerase II. The coding region runs from base 196 to 747 and encodes 183 amino acids. Gene Ontology annotation, cellular component: nucleus; pericentric heterochromatin. The transcript has 6 exons. NCBI's taxonomy places the organism in Eukaryota, Metazoa, Chordata, Mammalia, Chiroptera, Vespertilionidae.